Culicoides brevitarsis is the source of this 3069-nucleotide messenger RNA. RefSeq lists its product as uncharacterized. NCBI's taxonomy places the organism in Eukaryota, Metazoa, Arthropoda, Insecta, Diptera, Ceratopogonidae. The record is from RefSeq and is a predicted model, not a curated record. The coding region runs from base 1 to 3069 and encodes 1022 amino acids. The transcript has 5 exons.
AUGCAAAAAAUACUUUUCUUGACUUUAUGUCUUGUGGCAUUUUCGAUACAGAGGAUACAAGCCACUGAGGAAGUUUCCUUUGAGGGUCCUGCUGUUUUAGAGCAUGAAGAUCAAUUAUUUGACGACGAUUUUGAACGCGAAAAACGAGGAGAUUACAAAUUGGUCAAAAUUGAAUUGGAAAAAGUUCACGAUCCGAAAAGCAGUGACAAAAAAUCCUGUUCUGAGAUGAAAAAUCAACUAAAUUUCGAGUUCAAAAAAGAAUUUGACUUGGAAAAGUUGUCAAAAUCCAGUUCGGAAGAAUUAUUAAAAAAAUUACAAAAUUUAAUGGAUCACUUGUAUCACUUAAAAACCGAUUGCGAAGUCAAAGAAGAGGCAGAACACAAGCCCGUUCCAUGUGUCGGAUGCAAAAAAGGUGCUUCUUACGAAGGAAACAAGUACAAAAGUUACCACGAACGAGACGAACCAAAAAAUUUCAAAGCUGUCUCGCAUCGCCGUCACUUCGAAGAAGACGAUCGCAACUACGACAAACACUAUUACGCUCACAAUCGCCAUGAAAAAUCGCCAAAACAUCCUCACCAUGACCAUCACGAAGACAAAUAUUCCCACAAAAAGCCCCAUUACGAGACAACUACUGAAAAAUCGUAUCGCAAAACGACUCCGGAACCCAAAAAAACUACAACUGAGAAGCCCAAGUACCACCCGCAAGAUCCUUUCUACGAACGUGAUCAUCAAAAAUCCCAUUCGUACAAAGAAAAAAAGGAUUUUCCUCAAAAAAAUUAUCCUCAAGUAGAAACAAACACGGAAGAAACGCACAAAUCGCACGAUUAUUACGACAAACAUUGGUCCAAGGAGGAGAAAUCGAGUCACAAAAAACACGAUUACGACCAAAAGUCCCCGAAACAUCAUGAAAAGUAUCAUUAUGAGCACGAAGACAAGAAAUAUGAACCAAAAAAGGUCGAUCACGAGAAAAAAUCUUCCUACAAACCGAAUUUUUACGAGAAGCACGAUCAUGAAAAGUUAAAUUAUCGCGAAGAAAAGUUUCCGGUGCACGAUAAGCCUUGUGAAAAGUAUUAUGUUGCUGAAGUUCCUUACUAUUUGCACUCGAAUCAUCACAGGGAAGAGCCUUUAAGUCACAAAAAGCCUCAUAAAGAACAUUUUUACCCCAAAGGAGACGAUUUUGAGCACAAAUCUUCGUAUCAUUUUGACGAACCUUCGUAUAAAAAGCCAAAAACUACGAAAAAACCUCAUAAAGAACAUCAUUACUACCCAAAAGGAGACGAUUACGAACCAAAACCGGUGUACAAGUAUCCCGAAUAUGACGAGGAACCUUCCUACAAGAAGCCAAAAACCACUAAAAAGCCACAAAAAGAACAUUUUUACCCAAAAGGAGAUGAUUUUGAGCCUAAAAAGGUCCAUCGCUAUCCCGAACAUGACGACGAACCAUCCUACAAGAAGCCAAAAACGACAAAGAAGCCUCACAAAACCGUCGGACAUCACUUUUACGAAGACAAACACUAUUUUUCGAAAAAUGAGGACCAUUUCUCGAAAAAAUCUCUUGUAAAGUCUAACUACGAGCACGAAAAUCCUUAUUAUUUCCACGAAGAAGAGCCUUAUCACAAGCAUGAGACGAAAAAACCUCACAAAUAUCAUCAUUUCGAGGAGGAAAAAGAAAAAUUUUCGCAUCAGCACCAUGAAAAAUCGCAUGUAAAGUCCAAAUACGAGCCUUUUUACUACGAAGAAGAUCAUCAUGGCAAGAAAAAGUUUACGACAAAGAAGCCUUUCAAGUCCCAUUUUGACGAAGAGAAGCAUUAUCCUUCAAAAUAUGACGAAUUCAAGCAAAAAACAACGUCUAAGCCUCACAAAAAGGAUUUUUACCACGCGGAUGUUCAUUACGAACGACCAGUUUCGUACGAGAAACCCCAUUAUUACCAUCCGAAACACGAAAAAACGACCACUUAUCGUCCUUUUUAUGAAAAAGAGCACGGAGAAGGUCCCAAAUACGUCUUCGAUGUGAAGCAUGGCGAUGAGGAAUUUUUUCGGGACCACAAAAAACAUUCAAAGCCUCGCCCCAAAGCGACACCCGAGCCGGAGGAGCCUUCUACUGAGCCCGCGCCAACGCCAAAGUCGCAUAAAUACUACGAACCGCACUUCGAACCCUUCGAUGACUACGUGAAGUACUACCAAAAGGACUCGCACAAGUAUUUUAACGACGUGACGCGUUACCUGCACAAAAAGGAGCGUCCUUCGUGCGAGAAAAAUCAUCAUCAACUACCACUGGCGUUCCAUCCGAACCGAUAUGAGAGCCUGAAACGACCUGAAUCGCCCGUUCAUCACAGCGCAACACUCUUAAAACACCUUUCGGGGCCCGAUUUUUAUCACUUUUUGCCGAUGACGGAAUGCACGUUGCACGAAAGCCAUCAAAAACCACGAAAAUAUGCCUUUACCAAGAGUGAGUUGUAUAUCACGAAGCGAAAAGCUGACGGAGAAGACUCGAAAGUGGACAAAGAAGAUGAUGUCAAGGAGGAAAAUGUGCCCGUUUGGGAGGACAGUGCCGCCGUUGAAGGAGGAAAUGGCGAAAUUUUGAGUUUAAUGGGCGAUUUGGGAAAUGGCGAGGACCAAACCGAGAAAAAAUCCGAAAAUCCACCGAGCUACGAUACGUUGGUGUCGAAAAUUAAGUCGGAAAUGGAGAAAAUUGAGCAGGAAUUGAUGAAACGUCAAGGCAAGAACCCAAAUUUGGACGAAGAUGAAAAUGACGUGAAUGUUAAUUACAAUCCGGAUGCUGAGACGGUCUUUGCCACGGAUGACGAUAUUCAACAGCGAUACGAAAGAAGUCUUUCUGAACAAAAAGAGCGAGAAGCAUUAAAAAACAAGGAAUUUGAGGACAAAGAAGCUGAAACUCAACAACGAUCAGUGCGAAGUCUUUUGAAAAAAGAAAAACCCAAAAAGGACUUUUUGAGCGAUCUUUUCAAGAGAAAGAAGGAACAAGACAAAGCCAAGACCAUGAAAUCGCUGUUUCCAAGUGAAAAACCAUCGAAAAAGGCUCAAAAAGGAUUAUUCAAAAAAUAUUAA